Cajanus cajan (pigeon pea) is the source of this 2186-nucleotide messenger RNA. RefSeq names its product indole-3-acetic acid-amido synthetase GH3.6. The record is from RefSeq and is a predicted model, not a curated record. Gene Ontology annotation, cellular component: cytoplasm. Lineage: Eukaryota; Viridiplantae; Streptophyta; Magnoliopsida; Fabales; Fabaceae. Gene Ontology annotation, molecular function: indole-3-acetic acid amido synthetase activity.
UCCAAAUUCCCAAGUCAGCUCUCCACCACAUUGUUGCUUCAAUUCCAGUUCUAUUCCCCAUUUCCCAUCAACACCUUUUUACUAUAUAGUUCUUAUUAUUAAUAUUUAACACUAAGUAGCUACAUAUACCAUAUCUAUUUAUAUCUAUAGCCAUGCCUGAGGCUCCUAAUACUAGCAGCAUCAUUGAGCAAAAGAAUAAGAAAGCACUGAAAUACAUUGAGGAUGUUACGAGCAACGCUGGUGAAAUUCAGAAAAGGGUCCUCGCUGAGAUCCUUUCUUCUAGUGCACACGUUGAGUACCUUCAACGCCAUGGCUUAGAUGGGUGCACAGACAGUGACACUUUCAAGAAGAUCAUGCCUGUGGUAACAUACGAGGAUUUAAAGCCAGAUAUUGAUCGUAUAGCUCAUGGUGAUACCUCCCCCAUUCUAUGUUCCAAACCUAUUUCUGAGUUCCUCACUAGCUCUGGAACUUCUGGUGGGGAGAGAAAGUUGAUGCCAACCAUAGAAGACGAACUAGAGAGGAGAUCACUGCUCUACAGCCUCUUGAUGCCAGUGAUGUCUCAAUUCGUUCCUGGUUUGGACAAAGGCAAAGGAAUGUACUUUCUGUUCAUAAAAUCCGAAUCCAAAACCCCUGGUGGACUCCUGGCUCGUCCAGUUCUAACCAGCUACUACAAAAGCUCACACUUCAACAACACCAAAACACACUCACACGACCCCUACACAAACUACACUAGCCCCAUUGAAACCAUUCUCUGCCUAGACUCUUACCAAAGCAUGUACUCUCAAAUGCUAUGUGGACUUUUUUUAAACCACCAAGUUCUUCGCGUUGGCGCAGUUUUCGCCUCCGGUUUCAUCCGUGCCAUCAAGUUCCUCGAGAGGCAUUGGCUCAGGUUGUGCCACGACAUAAGACAUGGGACCAUAGACCCUGAAAUCACCGACUCCUCAGUUAGAGAGGCUGUUAUGAAGAUUCUUAAACCCAACCCCGAGCUUGCGGAUUUCGUAGAGGGUGAGUGCAAGAAGGGGUGGUGGAAGGGGAUCAUUACUAGGUUGUGGCCGAAUACUAAGUAUGUUGAUGUUAUUGUUACUGGGACCAUGUCUCAGUAUAUUUCGGUGUUGGAUUACUAUAGCGGUGGCUUGCCUCUUGUUUGCACCAUGUAUGCUUCGUCUGAGUGUUACUUUGGCCUCAACUUGAACCCUUUGUGUCAACCCACUCAGGUGUCUUACACGCUCCUUCCCACCAUGGCAUACUUUGAGUUCUUGCCGCUUGAUAAGACAAAGGAAUGUUUGGUUGAUCUUGUGGAUGUUGAGUUGGGUCAAGAGUAUGAGCUUGUGGUCACCACCUAUGCAGGACUUUAUAGGUACCGCGUUGGUGACAUACUCCGUGUGGCAGGAUUCAAGAACAAGGCUCCUCAAUUCAACUUCGUGUGCCGAAAGAACGUGGUUUUGAGCAUUGAUUCCGACAAGACCGACGAGGUUGAGCUACAAAACGCUGUGAAGAAUGGAGCCAACCAUCUGGCACAAUUCGGUGCAUCACUCACCGAAUACACAAGCUGCACCGACACGUCCACUAUCCCUGGCCACUAUGUACUAUACUGGGAAAUUAGCAUGAACAAUAAGAAUGAUCAAAUUCAGACCCCAAUUCCCGCUUCUGUUUUUGAGGAGUGUUGCUUUGCAAUUGAAGGGUCUCUCAACAGUGUGUAUCGACAAGGAAGGGUGUCAGAGAUCAUUGGACCAUUGGAACUCAAGAUAGUGGAGAGUGGAACAUUUGACAAGGUUAUGGACUUUGCUCUUAGCCAGGGUGCCUCCAUAAACCAGUAUAAGACACCUCGUUGUGUCAAAUAUGCUCCAAUUGUUGAGCUUCUUGACUCCAAGACCGUUUCUAAUUACUUCAGUCCAAAAUGCCCACACUGGGUUCCUGGUCACAAGAAGUGGUGCACCCUUGACUCCAAAUAAUGAUACUAGUGUAGGUCCACCAUAAUUUGCUUUUAACUGUGAUUUGUUGUGUUGAAUCGUUGAAAAAAAGAUCAUGGUCCAUUUAUGUUGUAGUGUCUUUCAAGUUUUUAUUAUUAUCCAAUCUAAUGUAAGAUCUUUUGUCUAAGAAUUCUCCUACCCAGUACUUUUUUAUAUUAGUAGUUAGUAAGUUAUAUUAACCCAAAGAAUAAAUUUCUCUUUAUCACUCUAACCCUA